Chelmon rostratus (copperband butterflyfish) is the source of this 2023-nucleotide messenger RNA. RefSeq names its product ankyrin repeat and SOCS box containing 10 (gene asb10). Gene Ontology annotation, molecular function: protein binding. The transcript has 5 exons. NCBI's taxonomy places the organism in Eukaryota, Metazoa, Chordata, Actinopteri, Chaetodontiformes, Chaetodontidae. The record is from RefSeq and is a predicted model, not a curated record. Gene Ontology annotation, biological process: intracellular signal transduction. The coding region runs from base 1 to 1398 and encodes 465 amino acids.
AUGUCGCGAGGCAGCUUUGUCUUCACACCCAUGGCCCUGCGCUCCCUUGAACUCGAUGAGGCCAUGCUGGAGAGAUACAAGUACAAGAAGCAGGUGGCCUCCCAUCACCUCAACAGCUAUAUGCUGAAAAAGGAGGUCAGGGACAGGGCACAGCUGAGGUCCGGCACUGCCCUGCCAGCAGCUGUCUGCCAAGAUGUGGUCGUCCAGAACGCUCUGUAUACAGGAGACCUGGAGGCUAUGCAGCACCUCUUUCCUAGAGGAUCCACAGCAAACCUCAUCAUUGAGCCACAAGGAGGGGACAUGCGCUGGGUCGCCGAAGGGGAAGGACUAUGGUCGCUGAGUUAUGAGCAGGAGCUGACCACACCGCUACACAUCACCGCCGGCCGAGGCUUCUCGGACUGCCUGAGACUCCUGCUGCAGCGUGGGGCCAAUGUAGACCUGGCACCUGGGGGCACCACUGCCCUGCAUGAGUCCUGUGAAAACUGCCAGCCAGAGUGUACCAAACUGCUGCUGGUCCACGGUGCCAACGCCAAUGCUGUCUCUGAAGACGGCCUCAUGCCUUUGCACGUUUGUACAAGCCCAGAAUCCCUUGAAUGUGCCAAGUAUCUCCUUCAGUAUGGUGCCGCAAUCAAUGGUCGCUCUGUAGAUGAAGAUGACACUCCCUUACACGUGGCAGCCAGGAACGGCCUCCCAGACCACACUGAGCUCUACCUGCGCUACGGAGCUGCUGUGGACAAACCGAAUUUUGAGGGCCUCACGCCCCUGAACAGUGCCUGUUCACAACGCCAGGAGGUGGAGGAACUUCAGCAUUACUUCAAGGUGUGCAAGGUGCUGCUGGGGGCAGGGGCCGACGUCCACACUACGGACCAGGACAAACGUAGUCCUUUGCACUUGGCCUGUAAGAAUGCAAAUCCGGACAUUGUGGAUCUGCUGCUGGCAAACGGCGCUGACGUUAAUGAGAUGGACUACGGUGGCGAGGCUCCCAUGCACAAUAUCCUGAAGGUGGUGUGCUACAAGAUUCCCCAUGAGCCUGAGAGGAUCGUCCGUGCCCUGCUCAACCAUGGCUCUAUUCGGGUGUGGCCUGGAGCUCUGCCCAUGGUUUUGAAUCACUGCUCCGAGUCUCCACGCACCGUUGAGGUUCUUCUGAACGCCUACAGUCACCUCAAAGUCACAGACACCUGGGUUGAGUCUGUGCCACCUGAGGUCUUUAAGGAGCACAAAGAGUUCUACCAGUCCAUCUUCUCUCUGGAACUGACUCCUCGCUCCCUGCAGCACUUGGCACGCUGCAGAUUGAGGAGCUUCCUGUCUAAGCGGGUGCACGAAGUGGUCCCUAAACUUGGUCUGCCCACUUUCCUCAAGAACUACCUGCUCCUGGAGUACAGAGGCUAUGUCCACUGAAAGCCGCCUGUAGUAAGUGCUGGUCAAGACUGAGUGCUGAUAGAAAAGCAGCAGCUGUUCACAGUAUGACUGCAGUCUGGACCAGAAUUAAACUAGUAACAUCAGCUGUAGCACUAUAAGCCAGUACGCUUCAUAUGUUAAGUCCAUUUUAUAAGCUUCUCAGAAGCAGCUGCUUGUCUCUGACACUUCUAUUCCGGAUCAAUCUGUCAGCACAGUUCAUGUUUGAUGUUGCACCACAAGAGGGAGCUAUAGACUUGAGUUGUUAAAGUAUAAUGGCAGAUACGAAAUUGUAUAUUUUAUAUUUUAUUAAUUUUAUGAUGACAUCUUUUUUUUAAGUGUGCACUUGAUAGUAAAACUUCUCAGAUGCUUGUAUUUUUCUAUAUAAUAAUUAUCAUGGCAGUUUGAUGUAAAUGGCAGUAAUGAUGAUGUGUUGUAUAUUGCCAUAAAAUAUUUGCAUAUGUAAUUAUUCCCACCGAUAUGAUAGUGAUUCGGCGUUUUUUAUCACAAAAAUACAUAAACAUAAAACAUAAAAUUAUAUAUGCCACCAUGGCCAUGCUAUCUAGUCAGUAUUCCUUUCUGAUUUCUUGAUGUUUUAUAUUUUCGCUUUCUUCUCUCAUGCUUUUGC